AUGCCAUUUCCGCUGCUGAAUUUACCCACCGAAUUACGGCUCGAAACCUAUUAUCAUCUUUUUGGCAUCUCACCUACUACACGACUCUUCCUGCAAUACUUGCCCGGAUACCUUACUGGAUGCAAACAUCCAUACCAUACCUUCGAGAUCCUGCAUUCUGCUCUGCCAACUCCACAUGUCACGGAAUACCAGGACCAGAGUCUACAAGGAAGCAAUGCGCUAUUCUACUCUGAGACGUUCUUCGUAUUGCCAGGACUCAGGACUAUCAACUGUCUGAAUGGGAUCGGUGCCCAACGAAGACGGUGUAUCCGGCGGUUAAGUAUUGAGUAUGGAGUACCGGAAUCGCGGAAAGUAAUCGGGAACGAUACACAAGACAGUAUGCAGGCACUUCCCGAGAGGUUGAUGGAUGUGGAGCGUGUCGAUGUCCUGGAGCUACGUAUAUUCAGCAAGCUGUAUACGGAUGAUCCCUCUUUAGUGCGUCGGGGUGCUCUGCACUUCGGAAACCGACUGAGCCACUCCUACUAUAUGGCAUUCAGCAGCCAGAGCGGCUGCCACGAAUGGGUUGUUUACAGAUUGUGGGGGAUCCAGAAUCACUCCUACGGUUUUCUGAGGAUCAGGCUUAUCUAA
Aspergillus pseudonomiae is the source of this 627-nucleotide messenger RNA. RefSeq lists its product as uncharacterized. The coding region runs from base 1 to 627 and encodes 208 amino acids. The record is from RefSeq and is a predicted model, not a curated record. NCBI's taxonomy places the organism in Eukaryota, Fungi, Ascomycota, Eurotiomycetes, Eurotiales, Aspergillaceae. The transcript has 2 exons.